Messenger RNA from Tachyglossus aculeatus (Australian echidna), 4148 nucleotides. It is a transcript of the gene INVS, whose product is annotated as inversin. Gene Ontology annotation, biological process: protein localization to ciliary inversin compartment. The record is from RefSeq and is a predicted model, not a curated record. The coding region runs from base 25 to 3201 and encodes 1058 amino acids. NCBI's taxonomy places the organism in Eukaryota, Metazoa, Chordata, Mammalia, Monotremata, Tachyglossidae. Gene Ontology annotation, cellular component: ciliary inversin compartment. Gene Ontology annotation, molecular function: protein binding. The transcript is spliced from 16 exons.
CCGGUACCGAUACCCGAAAAGGUGAUGAACGGUUCAGAUGAUUGGAUCUUCAGUGGUUCCUCCUUAGCAUCUCAGGUUCAUGCAGCUGCAGUUAAUGGAGACAAGGGCGCUCUUCAAAAGUUGAUCGCAAGGACCCCUGCUUUGAAAGAUAAAGAGGACCAGUUUGGGAGGACUCCGCUCAUGUAUUGUGUGCUGGCCGACAGGGGAGAUUGUGCCCAGGUCCUCCUGAAGGCGGGAGCGGAUGUGAACAAGGCCGACCACAGCCAGAGAACAGCCCUCCAUCUUGCAGCACAAAAGGGAAAUUAUCGCUUCAUGAAACUCUUACUCACCCGUCGUGCCAACUGGAUGAAAAAGGACCUGGAAUCCAUGACUCCACUGCACCUGUCCACCCGGCAUAAGAGUCCUAAAUGUUUGGCUCUCCUGUUGAAGUUCAUGGCCCCCGGAGAAGUGGACACACAGGACAAAAAUAAGCAAACUGCUCUGCAUUGGAGCGCUUACUACAACAACCCAGAGCACGUGAAGCUCCUCAUAAAGCACGACUCGAACAUUGGGAUCCCGGACAUCGAAGGCAAGAUCCCCCUUCACUGGGCGGCCAACCACAAAGAUCCCAGCGCCAUCCACACAGUUCGGUGUAUCCUGGAUGCCGCUCCGACGGAAUCUUUACUGAACUGGCAGGAUUAUGGAGGCCGCACGGCCCUUCACUUCGCCGUUGCUGAUGGGAACUUGGCCGUCGUGGAUGUCCUGACCUCCUACGGGAGCUGCAAUGUAACCCCAUAUGAUAACUUGUUUCGGACCCCUCUUCACUGGGCAGCUCUACUCGGUCACACCCAAAUUGUCCAUCUCCUUCUGGAAAGAAACAAAUUUGGCACCAUCCCGUCGGACAGCCAAGGAGCCACCCCGCUGCACUAUGCAACCCAGAGCAAUUUUGCGGAAACCGUGGAAGUGUUUUUGAGACAUCCUUCUGUGAAAGAUGAUUCGGACCUCGAGGGACGACCCUCCUUCAUGUGGGCAGCUGGGAAAGGCAGUGAUGAUGUCCUUAGGACCAUGCUCAGUUUGAAACUGGACAUUGACAUCAACAUGGCCGAUAAAUACGGAGGCACAGCUCUACAUGCCGCUGCCCUGUCGGGCCACGUCAGCACCGUGAAAUUAUUGUUGGAUCAUAACGCCCAGGUGGACGCCACCGAUGUCAUGAAACACACCCCCCUCUUCCGAGCAUGUGAAAUGGGGCACAAAGACGUGAUUCAGACGCUCAUUAAAGGUGGAGCAAGAGUAGAUCUUGUGGACCAAGAUGGCCAUUCUCCUCUGCACUGGGCAGCCCUGGGAGGGAAUGCUGAUGUUUGCCAAAUAUUGAUUGAAAAUAAAAUCAACCCCAACGUGCAGGAUUACGCGGGAAGGACCCCCCUGCAGUGCGCUGCCUACGGAGGCUACAUCCACUGCAUGGCAGUGCUCAUGGAAAACAACGCCGACCCCAACAUCCAGGACAAGGAGGGAAGAACAGCUCUACAUUGGUCCUGUAACAAUGGUUACCUUGACGCUAUCAAGUUGCUGCUGGAUUUUGCCGCUUUUCCUAAUCAGAUGGAAAAUAAUGAAGAGAGGUACACGCCCCUGGACUACGCUCUGCUUGGAGAGCACCAUGAAGUUAUCCAGUAUAUGCUGGAACAUGGGGCCUUGUCCAUUGCCGCCAUACAAGACAUUGCCGCUUUCAAGAUUCAGGCCGUCUACAAAGGGUACAAGGUCAGGAAAGCUUUCCAAGACCAGAAAAACCUUCUGAUGAAGCACGAACAGUUGAGGAGGGAUGCUGCUAACAAGAAACGUGAGGAGGAGAACAAGAGGAAGCAACGGAGACCGUGCAGCCCGCCCGCCUGCCCCGCCGCAGCCGACGCGGAGACGGAGGAGGCCGGAGCCCGAGAGGCUUCCCGGCGGCCCGGCGGACCGGAAAAUGGCCCCGGCCCCCCAGCCCGCUCCACCGGCCUCUCUGCCGAAUCCCCCCGCCUUCCCGCGGGCACGACCUCCGCACGCCAGCGGGGUCCCUCCCCGGAGCCCCGGGGAGCCGAUCGUCGAAGGGAAGAGGGAACAUUCAGAAGACUAUCCCAGAGCAAAUAUCCCUGCAUCCACUUCGCUCCCAAGGAAGGGGCCGAGGAAGACGAGCCACGGCCCGUUGUCGCUGCUUCUGUGGGCGAGGGGGACGGGCUCAGAGGGCAGCAGACCCCUGGGGGAAGUGGCAUCCUCGCCCAGGGCGACCCCCGGCGCGGCCCCGGCUGCCGGACAGCCAGGCGCGGGGAGACCACGGAAGACCAAAGAGCGGCGAACCCGCCGGAAGGAAGGACGAAACGCUUUCCCAAUCCCGGCUGCCCAGCCGGAGGCUCCGUGCGGCCCGACAUACCAGCCAAGGGGAAAUCCAGCCGGCUCAAAGGCCGAAGCAGAGAGUUCGAGCGUGGGCGGUGUUCCCCGGCUGGAUCCAGCAGGCCCGGAAGCGCGAAGCUGGGGGUCGUCAGCGUGAGGAGCGACGGCCCGCGGAACGCCGUCCGAAGGAACAAGCUGGCGGCGGGCGAGUGCCCGGGAAAGGUGUGCCCGGUGGAGCCCUCACCAGCAAGGGCGGCGAGCCCGAAACAGGGCACAGCGCCGCUGGGCCACGGGGCGAAUAUCGAGCUCAUCCCGUUGGAAAGGCGCCUGCGGAUCAUCGAAAAGGAGAGGAGCAGGAAGGAGCUCUUCCAGAAAAAGAACCGCGCCGCCACGGUCAUCCAGAGAGCGUGGAGGAGGUACCGGCUCCGCCGGCGACUGCUCCAGUUCCUCAGCGCCGAGCCGCCGCGCAAGGAAGACGAAGACAAAUGGAGGCGAGAGACGGCCGCCCUGUUCCUCCAGGUUGCUUGGACGAAGCAGCUCAACCGUGGUCCCCCGCGGCCGGGGCCGACGGCUACAAUCCCAAACCCCAGAAGCCGGAGCAGCUCAGCCGUGAAACCCAGCAAACAGUCGGUGCUGAAGCAGAUUUACGGAUGCAAACAGGAAGGAAAGCUCCACCACCCCUCCAAAGCUUCCAAACCCAAACUCUCGGCCGCUCAACAGAUUCCAGCGAACAACUUGCGGUACAUUCCCUUGCUGGAGGACGUGGGCAAAUCCCAGAGCUUUUCCUACAACCUGAGACCAGCCGCUGCCAUGAAAGGCAGGAGAGCCAAAGCCCCGUCGGUGCAGGAAGAAGAGUGACGUCUUCCUGGGAAAACCUCGUUUCAUAGAAGAAAUUGGGGUUUAGGGCAGAAUGCGGUGCUUAGGACAGUGCCCGGCGCAAAGUAAGUGCUUAAGAAAUACCAUCAUUAAUUCAAGUGCAAUAUGGAAAAACAGUGUUCACUUAAGACUGUGAGCCCCACGUGGGACAGGGACUGUGUCCUGAUUACCUUGUAUCUACUCCAGGGUUUAGUACUGUGUUUGGCCCAUAGGCAGGAGUGACUAUGCCUAGACCCCAGAUAGGGAAGGAGGAGAAGAGGCAGUUUCAGCCAUGAAUCAGCACCAUUUCCCCUUUAAAUUUCACUCGGAACCCUGAAUUUUACCAUUCAAGGCAUUCUUGCUGGAAAAUAAUUCAUCUCGCCGACGAGCGGCCCCACAAACCUUGGCAUCCUGGAGCUAGUUCCUCAGGCACAGUGGAGUUUUCUUCCCCCCCUCGACAAACCACAGGAUACAGUCAACCUGAAAUUCCUAGAGUGCAUGCCAAAUACUUAAUUUCUGUAAAAAAAAACCUUUCAUUUUUGUCACCUGACUCCGUAAAGGCUGAGGCAGAAAAGGCCAUUAACAACUCAGAUAAGGAUAGAAAGUUUGAGCUGACGAGCUGGCGAUGCUGAUUUCAACUGUUAAAUACAAAAUGGUCAAGGAUCCCCCCCCAGGAGCGCAUCACUGAGCAGGGAGGCCAGCACAGUGGACUGCACAAAGUGGGUGCUCAGUAAAUCUCGCUAUUUACUUAUUGGGCGACCAGAGCCAGGUGAGGCGAACAUGCAGGAGCAGCCUGAGCUGGUUUGUCAUCCCGCUCCGGGGGCUGCCGCCGGGAUUCUUGCCCCUGGCUUCCACACUGCUCCAAGGUGGACAGUGAAUUGCACCACGGCUCAGUGGAAAGAGCACGGGCUUUGGAAUCGGGUCAUGGGUUCGAAUCCUAGCUCUGCCCA